Equus quagga is the source of this 8415-nucleotide messenger RNA. It is a transcript of the gene CACNA1H, whose product is annotated as calcium voltage-gated channel subunit alpha1 H. The transcript has 33 exons. Gene Ontology annotation, molecular function: voltage-gated sodium channel activity; low voltage-gated calcium channel activity. Gene Ontology annotation, biological process: sodium ion transmembrane transport; positive regulation of calcium ion-dependent exocytosis; neuronal action potential. The record is from RefSeq and is a predicted model, not a curated record. Gene Ontology annotation, cellular component: voltage-gated sodium channel complex; voltage-gated calcium channel complex; plasma membrane. The coding region runs from base 298 to 7617 and encodes 2439 amino acids. Lineage: Eukaryota; Metazoa; Chordata; Mammalia; Perissodactyla; Equidae.
GAGGACGCGCGCCCCUUUGCGAGCUGGGACCCUCUUCAACUUGAGCGCAGCGGCCGGGGGCCCCCCUCGGCACGCGCCCCUCGCCCUGGCGGUGGGGGAGGGGCCGCCCAGCCCUCGCCCGAGGGAGGGAGGGGGCGGGCGGGGGCGGGGGGCGCGUGUGUCUCUAAUAAGAAAAGACAAAGGCGUACCGGCGGCCGCGGCUGUUCCCGCAGCUCCGCUCCGCCCGAGGCGGGCGAGGGGUGUCGUUCCCGGGACCCGGUCACCGCCUGUCCCCCGCAGGUGCUGGCCGCCGCCACCAUGACCGAGGGCGCGCUGGCGGCCGGCGAGGUCCGAGUGCCCCUGGGCGCGCCGGCCCCGGGUCCUGCAGCGGCGGGGGCAUCCCCGGCGAGCCCUGGGGCGCCGGGGCGCGAGGCGGAGCGGGGAUCCGGGCCCGGCGCGUCGCCCCCCGAGAGCCCGGCGGCCGAGCGCGGCGCGGAGCUGGGCGCCGACGAGGAGCAGCCCGUCCCGUACCCGGCACUGGCGGCCACCGUCUUCUUUUGCCUCGGGCAGACCACGCGGCCGCGCAGCUGGUGUCUCCGGUUGGUCUGUAACCCGUGGUUCGAGCACGUCAGCAUGCUGGUCAUCAUGCUCAACUGCGUGACCCUGGGCAUGUUCCGGCCCUGCGAGGACGUCGAGUGCCGCUCGGAGCGUUGCAGCAUCCUGGAGGCCUUCGAUGACUUCAUCUUCGCCUUCUUCGCGGUGGAGAUGGUCAUCAAGAUGAUCGCCCUGGGUCUCUUCGGACAGAAGUGUUACCUGGGCGACACCUGGAACCGGCUGGACUUCUUCAUUGUCAUGGCGGGCAUGAUGGAGUACUCUCUGGAUGGACACAAUGUGAGCCUCUCGGCCAUCCGGACGGUGCGUGUGCUGCGGCCCCUCCGUGCCAUCAACCGCGUGCCCAGCAUGCGGAUCCUGGUCACGCUGCUGCUGGACACGUUGCCCAUGCUCGGGAACGUCCUGCUGCUCUGCUUCUUCGUCUUCUUUAUCUUCGGUAUCGUGGGCGUCCAGCUCUGGGCGGGCCUGCUGCGCAACCGCUGCUUCCUGGACAGCACCUUUGCCAGGAACAACAACCUCACCUUCCUGCGGCCGUACUACCAGACGGAGGAGGGCGAGGAGAACCCCUUCAUCUGCUCCUCGCGCCGGGACAACGGCAUGCAGAAGUGCUCGCACAUCCCCAGCCGCCGAGAGCUGCGCGUGGAGUGCACGCUGGGCUGGGAGGCAUACGGGCAGCCCCAGGCUGAGGGCGCGGGCAGCGCCGGCCGCAACGCCUGCAUCAACUGGAACCAGUACUACAACGUCUGCCGCUCCGGGGACUCCAACCCCCACAACGGCGCCAUCAAUUUCGACAACAUCGGCUAUGCUUGGAUUGCCAUCUUCCAGGUGAUCACGCUGGAGGGCUGGGUGGACAUCAUGUACUACGUCAUGGACGCACACUCCUUCUACAACUUCAUCUACUUCAUCUUGCUCAUCAUCGUGGGCUCCUUCUUCAUGAUCAACCUGUGUCUGGUGGUGAUCGCCACGCAGUUCUCAGAGACGAAGCAGCGGGAGAACCAGCUGAUGCGGGAGCAGCGUGCCCGCUAUCUGUCCAACGACAGCACGCUGGCCAGCUUCUCGGAGCCGGGCAGCUGCUACGAGGAGCUGCUCAAGUACGUGGGCCACAUCUACCGCAAGGUCAAGCGGCGCAGCCUGCGCCUCUACGCCCGCUGGCAGAGCCGCUGGCACAAGAAGGUGGACCCCAGCAGCGCCCUGCACGGCCAGGGUCCCGGGCGCCGGCCCCGGCGGGCAGGCCGGCGCGCAGCCUCCAUCCACCACCUGGUCUACCACCAUCACCACCACCACCACCACCACUACCACUUCAGCCACGGCAGCCCGCGCCGGCCCGGCCACGAGCCAGCCACCGGAGACACCAGGCUGGUGCGGGCCGGAGCGCUGCCCUCGCCGCCCUCGCCAGGCCGAGGGCCUCCUGACACUGAGUCCGUGCACAGCGUGUACCAUGCAGACUGCCACGUGGAGGGGCCACAGGAGAGAGCCCGGGCGGUGCAUGCUGCGGCCACCGCUGCCGGCCUCAAGCUGGCCACAGGCCUGGGCGCCAUGAACUACCCCACCAUCCUGCCGUCACCGGCGGGCGGCAAAGGCAGAGCCAGCCCCGGGCCCAAGGGGAAGCGGGCCAGCGGACCACCAGGCGCGGGAAACCACAGCCCCCUGAGCUUGAGCAGCUCUGACCCCUAUGAGAAGAUCCAGCAUUUGGUUGGGGAACACGGCCUGGGCCGGUCCCCCAGCCGCCUGUCGGGCCUGAGCGUGCCCUGCCCCCUGCCCAGCCCCCAGGCGGGCACGCUGACCUGCGAGCUGAAGAACUGCCCGUACUGCGCCAGCGCCCUGGAGGACCCCGAGGUGGAGCUCAGCGACUCGGAAGGCGGAGACUCAGACAGCAACGCCGUCUAUGAGUUCACACAGGACGUGCAGCACGGGGACCGCCGUGACCCCAUGCAGCCACCCCCAGCAGCAGAUGCGCCCGGCCAGGGUGGCCCCCGGCGGCGGGCGCAGCGGCGGGCAGCCCCUGGCGAGCAGGGCGGGCUGGGCCGGGUCUGGGCCGCCUUCAGCGGCAAGCUGCGCCGGAUCGUAGACAGCAAGUACUUCAACCGCGGCAUCAUGGUGGCCAUCCUCACCAACACGCUGAGCAUGGGCGUCGAGUACCACGAGCAGCCCGACGAGCUGACCAACGCCCUGGAGAUCAGCAACAUCGUAUUCACCAGCAUGUUCGCCCUCGAGAUGCUGCUGAAGCUGCUGGCCUGCGGCCCGCUGGGUUACAUCCGGAACCCCUACAACAUCUUCGACGGCAUCAUCGUCAUCAUCAGCGUCUGGGAGAUCAUCGGGCAGGCGGACGGGGGCCUGUCGGUGCUGCGGACCUUCCGGCUGCUGCGGGUGCUGAAGCUGGUGCGCUUCAUGCCCGCGCUGCGGCGUCAGCUGGUGGUGCUCAUGAAGACCAUGGACAACGUGGCCACGUUCUGCAUGCUGCUCAUGCUCUUCAUCUUCAUCUUCAGCAUCCUGGGCAUGCACCUCUUUGGAUGCAAGUUCAGCCUAAAGACAGACACUGGAGACACGGUCCCCGACAGGAAGAACUUUGACUCCCUGCUGUGGGCCAUUGUCACCGUGUUCCAGAUCCUCACCCAGGAGGACUGGAACGUCGUUCUCUACAACGGCAUGGCCUCCACCUCCUCCUGGGCAGCACUCUACUUUGUGGCCUUGAUGACUUUUGGCAACUACGUGCUCUUCAACCUGCUGGUGGCCAUCCUGGUGGAGGGCUUCCAGGCUGAGGGUGACGCCAACAGAUCUGACACAGAUGAAGAGAAGACUUCUGCUCGCUUGGAGGAGGAUUUCGACAAGUUCAGAGACCUGCGGGCCACGGAGAUGAAGAUGUACUCGCUGGCGGUGACCCCAAAUGGGCACCUGGAGGGCCGAGGCAGCCUGCCCCCUCCCCUCAUCAUGCGCACGGCGGCCACGCCCAUGCCCACCCCCAAGAGCUCCCCACACCUGGACGUGGCCCACGGUCUUCUGGACUCACGGCGUGGCAGCAGCUGCUCCAUGGACCCUCAGCUGGGGGACCAGAAGUCUCUGUCCAGCCUCCGCAGCUCCCCCUGCACCCAGUUGGGCCCCAACAGCGCGUGGAGCAGCCGGCGUUCAAGCUGGAACAGCCUGGGGCGUGCGCCCAGCCUCAAGCGCCGGAGCCAAUGUGGGGAGCGGGAGUCGCUGCUGUCCGGCGAGGGCAAGGGCAGCACAGAUGACGAGGCCGAGGACAGCAGGCCCGGGGCGGGGACCUCACUGGGGACGUGUGCCACCCCACUGCGGCGCACCGAGUCCCUGGACCGCCGCAGCACACUGGACCUGCGGCCCCCACGGCCGGCCGCCCUACUGCCCAGCAAGUUCCAUGACUGCAACGGGCAGGUGCUGGCCCUGCCCAGCGAGUUCUUCCUGCGCAUCGACAGCCACAAGGAGGACCCGGCCGAGUUUGACGACGACAUGGAAGAUAGCUGCUGCUCGCGGCUGCGCAAGGUGCUGGAGCCCUAUGAGCCCGAGUGGUGUCGCCGCCGGGAUCCCUGGGCCCUGUACCUCUUCUCCCCUCAGAACAGGUUCCGCCUCUCCUGCCAGAAGAUCAUCGCUCACAAGCUGUUCGAUCACGUGGUCCUGGUCUUCAUCUUCCUCAACUGCAUCACCAUCGCCCUGGAGAGGCCCGACAUCGACCCCGGCAGCACCGAGCGCGCCUUUCUCAGCGUUUCCAACUACAUCUUCACCGCGAUCUUCGUGGCUGAGAUGAUGGUGAAGGUACCAGCGUGUCCAGAGAGCCCCGGGGUGGUGGCCCUGGGCCUGGUCUCGGGUGAGCACGCCUACCUGCAGAGCAGCUGGAACGUGCUGGACGGGCUGCUGGUCCUGGUGUCCCUGGUCGACAUCGUCGUGGCCAUGGCCUCGGCCGGCGGCGCCAAGAUUCUUGGAAUCCUGCGCGUGCUGCGCCUGCUGCGGACGCUCCGGCCUCUGAGGGUCAUCAGUCGCGCUCCGGGCCUCAAGCUGGUGGUGGAGACUCUGAUAUCGUCGCUCAGGCCCAUCGGCAACAUCGUCCUCAUCUGCUGCGCCUUCUUCAUCAUCUUCGGUAUUCUGGGCGUGCAGGUGCGCAGCCCGGCAUGUCCGUGGGUGUCCCGGCCGUGGGAGGUGGUCUCUGGUCGGCAACGGCACGGCAGCCCCCGGAGGGCGGAGGGCGGAGCGGGUGGGGAGAUCCCCGUCUCUGCCGUGCUGCCCCUGGAGGCCUCGCGUGUGGGUCUGGGGAGCCGGGGCUCAGGGCCGGGCCUCUGGGUGACCGGGCGCCCCGCCCAGCUCUUCAAGGGGAAGUUCUACUACUGCGAGGGCGCCGACACCAGGAACAUCUCCACCAAGGCCGAGUGCCGGGCCGCGCACUACCGCUGGGUGCGGCGCAAGUACAACUUCGACAAUCUCGGCCAGGCGCUGAUGUCCCUGUUCGUGCUCUCGUCCAAGGACGGCUGGGUGAACAUCAUGUACGACGGGCUGGACGCCGUGGGCAUAGACCAGCAGCCCGUGCCCAACCACAACCCCUGGAUGCUGCUCUACUUCAUCUCCUUCCUGCUCAUCGUCAGCUUCUUCGUGCUCAACAUGUUCGUGGGCGUCGUGGUGGAGAACUUCCACAAGUGCCGGCAGCACCAGGAGGCGGAGGAGGCGCGGCGGCGCGAGGAGAAGCGGCGGCGGCGCCUGGAGAGGAAGCGCAGGAGCACUUUCCCCAACCCAGAAGCCCAGCGCCGGCCCUACUAUGCCGACUACUCGCCCGCCCGUCGUUCCAUCCACUCUCUGUGCACCAGCCACUACCUCGAUCUCUUCAUCACCUUCAUCAUUGGGGUCAACGUCAUCACCAUGUCCGUGGAGCACUACAACCAGCCCAAGUCGCUGGAUGAGGCCCUCAAGUAUUGCAACUACGUGUUCACCAUCGUCUUCGUGCUCGAGGCCGUGCUGAAGCUGGUGGCAUUUGGGUUCCGAAGGUUUUUCAAGGACAGGUGGAACCAGCUGGACCUUGCCAUCGUCCUACUGUCCAUCAUGGGAAUCACGCUGGAGGAGAUCGAGAUGAACGCAGCCCUGCCCAUCAACCCCACCAUUAUUCGUAUCAUGCGCGUGCUGCGCAUCGCCCGCGUGCUGAAGCUGCUCAAGAUGGCCACAGGCAUGCGGGCCCUGCUGGACACGGUGGUUCAAGCCCUGCCCCAGGUAGGCAACCUCGGCCUCCUUUUCAUGCUCCUGUUUUUUAUCUAUGCUGCCCUGGGAGUGGAGCUGUUCGGGAGGCUCGAGUGCAGCGAGGACAACCCCUGUGAGGGCCUGAGCCGGCAUGCCACCUUCUCCAACUUCGGAAUGGCCUUCCUCACGCUCUUCCGUGUGUCCACGGGGGACAACUGGAAUGGGAUCAUGAAGGACACGCUGCGGGAGUGCGCCCGCGAGGACAAGCACUGCCUCAGCUACCUGCCAGCCGUCUCGCCUGUCUACUUCGUCACCUUCGUGCUGGUGGCCCAGUUCGUGCUGGUCAACGUGGUGGUCGCCGUGCUCAUGAAGCACCUGGAGGAGAGCAACAAGGAGGCCCGCGAGGAUGCCGAGCUGGAUGCCGAGCUCGAGCUGGAGAUGGCGCAGGGGUCCCCCACCCACCCCCAGCCCGUGGCCCAGCCGAGCCCGGGGGCCGGGCCAGAUGCCCCCAGCCUCCUGGUCGUGCGUAAGGUGUCCGUGUCCAGGAUGCUCUCGCUGCCCAAUGACAGCUACAUGUUCCGGCCUGUGGCACCCGCCUCGGCCCCUCACCCCCACCGGCUGCAGGAGGUGGAGAUGGAAACCUACGCGGGCAGCGCCCCCUCGGGCCUGGUGGCUUCUGCUCACUCGCCGCCUGCAGAGUCCUGCACUGCCCUGCAGGUCCCUUCGGCUGAGUCCUCCCCAGCCCGGAGUAGCGACCGUCUCCAUGCCCUGCCCCCUCGUGGCAUAGCCCGCUCCCCCAGCCUCAGCCGGCUGCUCUGCAGACAGGAGGCCGUCCCCACCGACUCCCUGGAAGGGCAGGUCGACAGCCCCAGGGACAGCGGCCCUGGCUGGGGAGAGCCUGGUGGGAAGACCCCUGUGAGGCAGGCGUCCCUAGGGGCCUCCCUGCGGACACCACCCCGUUCCCCGCGGCCCCCUGGCAUCCGCAUCCGCAGGCACACUCUGGGACAGCGCUGCGUCUCCAGCCAGCCACCGGCCCCCAGUGGGGAGGAGGCCGAGGCCCCAGACCCAGCCGACGAAGAGGUCAGCCACAUCACCAGCUCGGCCCGCAGCCCGUCCGCCUCGCCCUCUCCCUCGCCCACGCCCACUGCUCGUGGAGUGGCGGGCAGUGAGCCGGACCCGCACAGGCUUUACGGUGUCGACACCCAGGGCUUCCUGGACCAGCCAGGCGGCCGGGCGGACGAGCAGAGGCGGCCCCCAGUGGAGCAGGGCAGUGGGGACGGCCGCCCGGAGGCCGGGGAGGGGAAGACCCGAGCCCUGGAGGCUGAGCUGGCCCUGGGGGCACGCAGGAAGAAGAAGAUGAGCCCCCCCUGCAUCUCCGUAGACCCCCCUGCAGAGGAUGAGGGCACAGCCCGGCCCCCCGCAGCGGAGGGCAGCAGCACCACCCUGCGGCGGAGGACGCCGUCCUGUGAGGCUGCGCCCCACAGGGACUCCCUGGAGCCCACAGAGGGCCCAGGGGUGGACCCUGCUGCCAAGGGGGAGCGGUGGGGCCAGGCCUCCUGCCGCACGGAGCUUCUGACUGUCCCCAGCUUUGUCUUCGACGCCCCUCUGGGCGUCGGGGGCACCGGCGGGGACCUGUUCUUGGAUGGUGGUCACGAUGUGUCUCCAGAGCCCAGAGGUUCCUCCUCGGGGGCCACAGCACUUCCCGAACCCCACAGAACAGAGCCUCCUAUGUCCUCCGGUGACCCCCCAGAGAAGGGGCAGGGGCUACACCUCCAAGUGCCCCAAAGCCCCCCAAAGAAAGAGGGGUCCCCCCCAGGCACCCCCAUCCCUGGUGACAGCGUGGACGAGCCCGUGUAGCUCGGGGCAUAAUGCCACACAUGCUUUGGCACCGGGAUUGGGCACGCCUGGCAGGUGGCAGCCCCCGGUGGGGCUGUGCACGGAGCCGGCUCGGCCGCGUGGCAGAGGCAGAGGAGCCGGCGGACGACAGCCCGGGGGGAGGGAGGCGAGGGCCCGGGCCAGGUGGAGCUCAGAGGAGGCCCCUUGGCCGAGAGCCUCCGUCCUGUCGGUUCAGGUUUGAGUUUUUCCAAGUUUGGCUGCACUGGCCUGAGGCCGUACCUGUGGCCUGGUCACGGUACCGUGACGAGAGCGUUGCAUCUGUGGGAUGAGGGCCAGAAAAUGACCAAAAGAAGGAAGGCAGAGGAGCCAGCAGAGCCCGUCCUCACGACCACUUAGUUUCAUAGGGAACACGCGCUUAGGGCCACUUGUGCCGUCGUCACCGGCGGCCGGGUCCCCGAGGCCACCGCGGCCACGCUUCACCGCCACUCACACUCCGAGUUCUCAUCCAUGUGUCUCCACCCUCACGCUGUCUCUCCGUCCCCCUCCCACGCCCACCCCCACUGCUCUGUCCACUCAGUGUUCCAGAAAACACCCGCUGACUUGGGUGUCUGGGAAGCGGCUGGUCGCCAAGGUGUGGGAGCCGCGCAAUAAGACCCCCCUGCCCGCCUCCGACGGGCGGCCGCAGGGCCGGGCUGAGAGGUCUCAGCUGACUGACGCCCCUCGUUUUGUUUCGUUUCUUUUAUAAAUUCAGGUUAAACUUUGCAAUAAUCUGGUUCAGAAAAUUUGGCUCUUCAAGUCAAGGGGAGGGGGAGGGGGAAA